AUGCCUUCUAUUCCGUGGAAACCGUUCGGAUUAAACAAUAUUUUACCGCGACGGUUUCCUCGUCAACGGCGUGGGAACAAACGUCAACCUAUUGUUCCGCUAAAAGAGUGGAAAAUAGUGCGAGGAGACACGGUAAGAAAGAGGGUGCCAUGUGAAAAAUGUAUUUCUAUGUUUUAAAUGUAUGAGGCAGGCAUUUGACGUUAUAUUGAUAUUUUCUGCGUUUUCAAACUGAAUCUGCUCGUUUGAAAAUCUGCUAAAUACUCCAGACGUAAUGUUAUGAUGGUGGCGGACUAGGAGAAUUUUUUUUCCUUGGCCUUUGGUUGUGCUUGACACUGAGGUGUUGUCACUGUGGGACUGUUUUGGGGGGACAAAUUUGACCCAGUUUCUUUUACAAACGUAAGAUAGUUACAGUUACAGGUGGUAACGAGGCUGGAGUGGACCUUUUUUGAUACAACCCUUUCUGCUUUAUUUUGUGAAUCAUGUCGUUCUUAUGUAAGCUAGUAUUUUUUAAGCAUAAUUUCCAUAAGAAAAGGAAGGAGGUUUGUAUCAAAACAAGAUCAACCUCAGCUUCACGUUCACUCAAAGGCUAGGAUACUAGGCUCACAACUGUAAAAUGGUCCACUCAAAGACUUUCCUCAAUUCACCCUCUUGAGGAAGUAGCCAGUGAAUACAACUGUCUCUUCUCACUCCUCCCUGCUAGAGGCAUUUUGCGGGAGAGACGUCUGCGAUUCGGCCCCAAAAAUUCCAUACUGAUGAGGUGAAUCAAUGUUUACUUAAUUAAACUGGUAAUCAUGGGGUUCCAGAUGUAAAUUUGUUUCUCCUGGCCCUGGUCAUUCAAACAUUAGGUAGCGCCCUCCAUGGGAUAAAUCACUAUCCAACUGAGAAGUGUUAGGGAAACCAGUUCCAUUAUCCAGUGAAUACAGAUUUAUCCAGUGGAUAGCAUUAUCCACCUUUUGAGCAACUGGGAACUGGUCUAUUAUUAUGAAGUUUUGAGUUCUUCUAAGUAAAAGUUGCAAGGGGUGGCAGGUGACACAUCUUCACCGGUGUGAAACUUUUGAAAACCUUUUACAUAUUGCUCCAGUGAGAACUCUUUCACAGAAUUUUGCGCUUUAAAAAUUGAACAAUGAUAUAGCUUCUAUGUAGUGGACCAAGAUACAGCUCAGUACAGUUUCUAUUCAGUGGAGGAAAAACGUGUAAGUUUAACAGAACCUUAUACAACAAACAAUUUAUUCAGUUCACGUGUAUUCCUGUUGAAUAUAGGAUAUGCCUGCUCAAAAUCACUUGAAAGUAAAUAUGAUAAAUUUUUAUAGCGGCUGUUAUCUUAGGUAUCUGCUUUUAAUAUCCCCAUACCGUCGAGGUUUACGCAAUCUCACAAUACAAUGUUUAACUGUAAACAGCAUGUGUUCUUUAAAUAUAUCCAGAUCUGACACUGAUUUUGGGUAUUUAUCAUGUAUUUGGUAGAAGGAUGAUUUAAAUAUGUUAUUAUGCAGCGUCCUUUGAAUGUCUGUCUAUAACCCAAUUGCUUUGUAAAUGUGACUUGUAGUUCAUUAGAGGAGAGCAUUUUAAAGCUUGAUAUUUUUUAAUACCAUAGCAUCUAGGUUGUUUAGCAAUCAGUUGGCCAUUUCGAAGUUGCGUAGGGAACUGGGGCAAUUUUCAAAUUUAAGCUAAUCAAUAUACUGACACCACCGUAUAAAAGGUCAUGUUGAAAUUGGUUAUUUGACCAUGUUUGGUGCUCUAAGGUUGAACAGGGAUCAAGUUAUGACUCUUGAAACAUGGUUAAAGAUCCAUACAACCGUCUGUAAUUUUGUGACUGCAUCCCCCAAAACCAGAUAAGCUCUUAACUUUUUCACGGUUUCUGUUAUAUUCCUGAAAAUGGGCAAACAUGGUGAUUUUUGAAUUGUAGUUCCAUCCAAGUAGUAGAUGCAUGAUGAAUUUUUCAAUUUAACAGAAAAACUGAAAAAUAUUUUAAAGAGUUUAUAUGGUUUUGGGUGUGCUUAGUGAUGAGGAAUGAGGAGAGAGACAGCUGUAUUUGCAGGUCCUGGUGGCUUACCUUUGAAGUGUUAACAGGUUUAUCCAAUUAUUCAUUUAUUUUCCAAAUACUUCCUCUCCAUGUAUGUGAUUAAUCUAGUAUGCGAUUAAUCCAUGAAUUUAUUUAUUUAUUUAUUUAUUUACUCAAGGCACCUGGUUUAGCUUGAAAUAGAUAUACCAUUAAAAUUGCCCUUAUAAUGUUAUUGUCAAACUCAGAAAACCGUGAACACCUGAAAAAUUUGGGGAAUGUUGAUUGUGUACUGGCCAAUCACAGUAAAGUUCAGGACACGUGAGCAAACCUCAAAACCAAAAACUAAUUACCAUUGCUGUUUACACUUUUGUUAUCUUGUGCCUUAUUGGCUUAUUUCGGGCAACACAAUAACAUUCCAUAAAUAUUUCUGGUGUUCUCGGUUUUGUGAGUUUCACAGUAAAAGUUGCUUUAUUUUGUCUUUGUUUAAGGUGAUGCUUCUCUCUGGAAAAGAUAAAGGAAAGACUGGAACAGUAACGGAGGUUGUUCGAAACAAGAACUGGGUUUUUGUUGAAGGACUUAACACUGUAAGUAAACUUGUAUCCAAAUGGGAUGUGUGAGGUCUUGAGGUUGGUUUCCGCAAUAAUUAUAUUGUGGGGGUCAUCAUUAUUGAAGGGCUGAAUGUGAAACUAUUGUGUGUGAAUAUUUGGUCCUGAAAAUUCAAAGUUUUCUAAACCAUGGCUUUGAACCUGCACAAUACUUUUGCUGCUAACAGCAGUAUUGCUGUCGACUAGUUUCUUUAGAUGAUCCACAGGUAAUACAGAGGUUUAUUUGGAACUACCAGGAAGCUAUUUUAAGACUUCAGUUCUAUCCAAACAAAGGCAACUGCCUUACUGUUUGGAAUCAUCCAAGAGGUGUUUUCAUGUGAUUGUUUCGAUCACGUAGUAAACACAUUUUGAGACAAGUGAUAUUUGGUGCAUUUACAAAGGCUUUACAGUCAGCUAAAACUUAAAGGCUUUGUCCUUAUGUUCUUUUUUAACCCUAUAAGCCCCAGUGGGCGAUUCCAGAAAAUAUCCAUACCAUACCACAGACAGCUUCCAUAUUUGAACCCCCUGUUGCCUUCGGAACUUCCAAAAUACAUUAUCCCCCCAUGCCCUUGGAAUUCCACAAUAAAUAUUGUUAACCCCCCUCUUGUUCGGAUUUUCCAUUUUUUUGUCAAACCCUUCAGAAUUACUGGAAGGGUUUGCAAAUAGGUCCAAUUUGGCUUAUUAUAUGCCAAAAUAUUUCAAGUGACUCUAUUUCUGUAUUUUAGUACAGCUGGUUACAGAGUUACUGAGUGGUGAUAGCAGUGACCUUCCACCAAUGUACAUUGAUGCCAUAAUUAUGUGGGUUGAGUUUGUGGUUGGUUCUCUCCUUUGCUCCGAGAGGUUUUUUCCUGGUACUCCAGUUUUCCCCUCUCCUCAUAAACCAAAAUUUGUAAAUUCCCUUUCGACCAGGAAUGAGGUAGAUGAAAAACCACAACAUGGAUGUGCUGCCUCUAAAAUUUUUUUUAUUGAUUUUUAUUUAAGUGUAGUCUAGUCUAGCUGAAAUAAUUGUGUUAUUGAGUCUCCCUGAUUAUUUUCUGUGUUGCUAGACUUAACAAUCUACUAUUGUCUUUCCUCAGCAUUUUCGCUAUUUAAAACCAUAUGGUGAUUUUAAAGGAGGCCUGGUUCCAAGUGAAGCUCCAAUCCAAGUUACAGAAUUGUCCCUGUUAGAUCCCUCUGAUGGGUAGGUGUUGAAUAAUAAUUAUUUAUAAAUAAGUUGUCUUAAGUUGUCCUUGAUUCUGUUACCUUCACUUCAUUCGUCACUCAUUAAGAUUUCACAUACUACUCGUUAAAAAGGGCAGAGAACGUAGAAGGGCUCAUGCCAGGAACAGUCAUGGCAAUAAUUGUUUACUUAGGUUUCACCAACUAUUGGCAGGGUCACCACAACAGCAUGUGGCGCCAAUUACUGCAGGCCCAUAACAGUCCCUUCCCCCAUGAGAGCUAGUCCACCACACCAGGGACAAAGUCCCCAACUCUUAACGAACAGUGCCUGGAUUCUUUAACAUCCCACAAAAUUAAUGUGUGCAAGGGUUGUGAGACAGGGCCUACAGUUUAUCAUCCUUAUCCGAGAUAGCCUGCUUGGCAGGCGUUAAAAGUGGAAGGGGUAGGGGGAAUUUGGACACGUGUGAUCUCGUGCCCUAAUUCCCUUCCCCUUCCCUUUCGAACACCUGCCUCGCAGGCUAUAUCUGAGAAGACUAGAGAGUCUAACUGUUUGCAGAUGUCUUUACAAAUGCAGAACUUUCUCGUCAACCUCACCCUUUUAAGACCCUGAGUGCUGGUCCAACCAGGAUUUGAACCAGCAGCCUCCUGCUCUGUAGACCAGUACUUAUCCAAUUGAGCCAACCGGAUGGCAGUUAAAUUGAGAAUGUUGAGGGAGUAAAUCCACUGUACCCUCUAUACCUUUCCACAAAGGGUGGGGCUCUUGAAAAAGACUUUCUGUCUUAACAUGAAAUCUAAAGGCAGCUCAGCUACAGCCUUUUAUAGCAAACCUCAAUAAAUGUGUAACCUUGGUCAUUAGUAGUAGUGUGAGUUGCAGUGCAUCAGUGAAUGCUAGUGAAAUGUUUACUGUGUGAGUGCAUAGUAGUGUUAUUGUAAGCUACCUGCCUACUUUCCCGGGAAAGAACAUUAUUUAUUUAAACAAUGUUUGUACUUACCAAAUGUCUCUGCAGAAAACCCACUGAGGUGUCUUACCGAUACACAGAGAAAGGCGACAAGGUGAGGGUAUCGGAUCGCACUGGUCGCAUUAUUCCUAAACCACCAUGGGAAAGAAGAGACUGGAAAAGUCGAACUGCUGUUAAAGGUAUGGCAUUGUUAACAUCCAUGCAUAAAUGAAUUACACUUUUUAAAAAAAUGAUAUUGUUGUCGUCUAUUAUUAUUUUAGAUAGUUUCUUGGUGUUGUGGACGGGUGCGAUCUCCAGACGACGUACUGUAAAAGAUUUAAAGCGAUUUUCGUAUGACCUAGAAAUUAAAAUGCGCGUACAAAACAAAAACAACAAACGAACGGAAAGAGAGCGAUUUGAUUGUUUUAUCGAACGGAUAGAAACGCGCGUGGCUUUUGGUUGGUUAAGCGAACGUUCGGGUGAAAAAACGUCACGCCCAAUAACUUUCUAGAAAUCAAUCGAUACUUCGCUUUGACGUCAUACUGCAACACGAUUGGCCAAUUGAACAAUGCCUUCUCCAUAUUAAGGUUUUCUUUGGCGGGAAAACGAAUAGUCCACGUUUUGAUCUUUUCAUACAUUGGCUGGUAACACAAAUAACGAACACUUGCCGAAACCACUAGAUAAUAUCCACACCAUAAAACAAACGAGAACCAAGAACAGUUUCCUCAACACCAAGAAACACCGUCCCAUUGUUUUGUCUGUUUUUCCUCAUUUUUAGAUGGUCCAUUGGACACUCCCUCCUCCGCUGUGACCAAACAGACCUAUUUACCAUCGCUGUUAUAUUUUCAUGAAGAAAUCAUGCGUGCCAUGAAUGUACCACCAUCUGUCCCAAAGACAAGGCCUGACAGACGAGACUUGAUGAUCAAGGAGGUGGAAAAGGCUGCUAACUGGGGUGGGGACGACAAGAGUUUAGCUAAUGUCAACAUUGGUUGGAUGGACAGAAUGUACUUUAGUAUGAAUCAUUAUGCCGAUAAAAUUGUGAAAUUUCUAAGAAUCGAUAAGUUGUAA
Messenger RNA from Porites evermanni, 5747 nucleotides. NCBI's taxonomy places the organism in Eukaryota, Metazoa, Cnidaria, Anthozoa, Scleractinia, Poritidae. The record is from the annotation of a GenBank genome assembly.